This is a messenger RNA of Durusdinium trenchii, 477 nucleotides long. Lineage: Eukaryota; Dinophyceae; Suessiales; Symbiodiniaceae. The record is from the annotation of a GenBank genome assembly.
GAGAAGGCAGAGCUCUACGGACCAUGCCGCGUUGCUGUGGGAGGGAGGGGGCCUGCAGACCAGGAGAAUCCUGGUCGUGGAGCCAUCACCAAAAACCGUGAGACUUUGGAACCAGUCUUCUGGCACGGCAAGGAGCGGCGUGUGGUGGAAGACUUUUUGUCAACUUACUCCAUCAGCGCCGUCAUUGAUUUGGCGGCCUCUGACGGCACAGUGGCGCUGGCCUGCGCCGUAGCACGGAGACGUUACUUGGGUUUCACGUGCACCAUGGUUCACAAGUCGCGGCUUCGUGAGCAGUUGGUCUACCAACUGCUCUCAGAGUCGUGCCGGCCAUCGGGGGCCUUGUAUGACCCCAAAUUGGCAAGGGCCCUUGGGGAUGACAUCCAAGCAGCACGCUUGGCUGCGCUCCAGUCGGAAGGCAAUGGCAGCGGCGGUGACGGGCAGGGUGACAAGUCUGAAGGCACCGCCCCGGCUUCCUAA